Messenger RNA from Helianthus annuus (common sunflower), 1597 nucleotides. Its product is annotated as UDP-glycosyltransferase 76H1. Gene Ontology annotation, molecular function: UDP-glycosyltransferase activity. Bases 98 to 1465 code for a protein of 455 amino acids. NCBI's taxonomy places the organism in Eukaryota, Viridiplantae, Streptophyta, Magnoliopsida, Asterales, Asteraceae. The transcript is spliced from 2 exons. The record is from RefSeq and is a predicted model, not a curated record.
ACAAUUUUCUUUAUCCUCAUUAUUAUAAAAUCCAAAUUUGCAAUCACCUUCAAGACUCAGGCAACGGGUUUUCCUAAGAACAAAAACAAUCUUGCAUAUGGAACAGGGAGAGAUGGCGGAGCACGGCGGAAGACGGCCGCGAUUGGUGUUAACAGCAAGUCCACUUCAAGGCCACAUGACCCCCAUGCUCCACCUUGCCACCUUCCUUCAUUCCAAAGGCUUCUCCAUAACCAUUGCUCAUUCCGAGUUGAACCGCCCCGAUCCUUCAAACCAUCCUGCUUUCACCUUCCUCCCUCUACUUGACCACUUAUCUGUCACCCCUGGCUUCGCCAACGCGGUCCAGUUCUUGCAAGCUCUCAAUGAUAACUGCAGACAACAUUUCCAGGAACACCUUGUUCAGAUUAUUAAUGCACAAAAGGACGCAUCUCAGAAGGAAUCAAUAGUUAUUAUCUAUGAUAAUCUUAUGUAUUUUGCUGGAUCUGUUGCUGGCGAUUUGGGUCUACCCUCCAUCAUCUUGCGCACCAGCAGUGCAUCUACCUUCCCUGCGAUCAAGAUCAUCCCACAGCUCCAUCAAGAAGGUCGACUUCCUGUACAAGAUUCUAUGUUGCAGGAAAUAGUUUCAGAAUUACAUCCCCUAAGAUAUAAAGAUCUACCCUUUAUUAGUCUCCCAAUACAACAAACACUUGAAUUGGUCAACAUGAUCAUGCCCAAGACACCUCCAUCUGCCUAUAUGUGGAACACCCUCGAAUUUCUUGAACCAUCGGCAUUGACCCAGAUCCGCAAUAACUACCACGUUCCAAUUUUUACCGUUGGACCAUUGCACAAAAUAAGCCCAACACCUUCCAGUACUAGCUUUCUCAAAGAGGAUUCAAGUUGCAUCUCAUGGCUAGAUAAACAAGCAUCCAAAUCAGUGAUGUAUGUGAGCUUAGGAAGCUUAGCAAAGGCAGAUGACAAAGUAAUAACUGAAAUGGCAUGGGGUCUAGCCAAUAGUAACCAGCCAUUCCUGUGGGUGGUUCGACCCGCUUCGAUUAAAGGGUUCGAGUGGAUUGAGUUUUUGCCAGAGGGUUUGGUGACUGAGAUGAAGGAGAGAGGUUUGAUCGUAAAAUGGGCACCGCAGAAGGAAGUUUUGGCACAUUUUGCAAUUGGAGGGUUUUGGAGCCAUUGCGGUUGGAAUUCGACAUUGGAAAGCUUGUCUGAAGGGGUUCCGAUGUUGUGCCACCCGUUUGACGCGGACCAAAAGGUUAACUCUAGGUAUUUGAGUGAUGUGUGGAAGAUGGGUUUCGAAAUUGUCGUGGAGAGAGGGGAGAUUGAAGGUGCGAUCAGAAGACUUUUGGUGAGUAAAGAAGGGGAAGAAAUGAAGCAGAGAGCGUUGGAGAUUCAAGAAAAGGUUAAAGUUGGAGUAUGCCAUGGUGGUUCUUCACAUAACUCUUUAAAGGAGUUGGUAGACUUCAUUCUAUCAUUAUAAGUAUGGUCUGUUUGAUAGAUUUUGGAGGCCUAUAGGAAGUAAAAAUCCAUGGCAAUUUUCCAAAUUUCAUGUUAUGAAACCUUCUUACUUUACUUGCAACACGCAAUAAGAAACUAAAACGUUUAUAGUUAA